CCUCUUCUAGUUAUUUCUUUCUUCUCUUUUGGGUAAAAUCAUUUCACUGUUUCAGAGCGCGAUCGCUGGUUUCUUGCUGUGUUGACGAUGGCUUUUCAUUUCCCUCUACUCCAUCUCUUCUUUCUCGUCGGCUUUGUAUCAGCGGAGCUAAUCCUUGAAGAUGGAUACACCGUCAUCACUGUGAUCGACGGCCACAAGCUACACAUAAAUCCCUACUCAGUCCUCCCUCAGUCAAGAUCGUCCGAUUUGAUAGUCCUUGACUCUUCCAGCAGUACCUUCUACACCGUGUCAUUCCCCAUAUCUGAAGGGAGCUCAGUUAAACGCUUAUCGGGAGAUGGCAUUGCGGGUCAUGUGGACGGGAAAUCGGGUCAUGCCCGGUUUAAUAAGCCCCGGAGCUUCUCUGUGGAUGCUAGAGGGAACGUGUACGUUGCUGAUCCGAAAAACCAUGCAAUACGCAAGAUUAGCAUCUCAGGUACUGUGACUACAAUUGCUGGAGGGUAUUCGAACAAAACCGGUUCUGGUGAUGGACCUGCGCAAAAUGCAUCCUUCUCUGAUAAUUUCGAGAUCAUUUUCGUUCCUGAAAGAUGUGUUUUGCUUAUCUCGGAUCAUGGGAAUCAACUGAUUCGGCAGAUUGAUCUGAAGGUGGAUGAUUGCACGAGAAGUUCUCCCUCUGCUCUCGGGGCAGCUUCAGUCUGGUUUUUGGGACUGGCACUUUCUUGUUUACUUGGCAUGGCCAUUGGGGUCGCUGUUCGUCCUUAUAUAAUUCCUCAUGAGGGCUCCAGGGUCCUCAGUUUCAGCAAGACAUGGAAGCAUUGCCUAAUCAAUCUGGGGAAGCAAGUACUGAUGCAUUGCUCCGACAUCAGAAGCGCAGUUGUUAAAUCAAUGGUUUAUACAAUCUUGAGGCAGCUUUUUUGGUUGUGCCUAUCUCAUCUAUCACUCAUGGUUACGGUCAACAGUGUGAAUUCUAAAAUUUUACCACCCCAGCACUUGGUAUCAUUACUUGACUCGGAUGACUUAAUGAACUGUGAGGUGAAAUCGUCAGAGGUGAUGUCUGAUCAGUUAAAGGAUUUACUAAGUUUAGAUUAUAACCAGGUUGUAUCAAAUGUAAGUAAUGAAAUAAUCACGGGAGGAGAUACAGAACAACAGGAGAGUAAUGUUUUGGCGAGCGACCAGAGAAGGAUAGAUCGAAUUAUAAUGGCCAAUAUCAAUGGGUUAUCAAAGACGGCUUCUCCAGCUGGAUCUGUAUUUGGCACUUCUGAUUUACUCAAGAGGAAAUGAAACUAACUAGAAAGGCACGUCUAUUUUGCAUAUUAAGGCAUGUAGCUUCUUUUUUUGUGUCCUUUUGGUCAGGGAAUCAGUAAAAUCCUAAACAUGGUUCUGAACUCCUACGUAGUAAAUAUAAUGUACUUGCUCUUGGUAUG
Messenger RNA from Carica papaya (papaya), 1421 nucleotides. RefSeq names its product NHL domain-containing protein. NCBI's taxonomy places the organism in Eukaryota, Viridiplantae, Streptophyta, Magnoliopsida, Brassicales, Caricaceae. Gene Ontology annotation, molecular function: protein binding. The record is from RefSeq and is a predicted model, not a curated record.